Molecule: messenger RNA, 681 nt
Organism: Gryllus bimaculatus (two-spotted cricket)
Lineage: Eukaryota; Metazoa; Arthropoda; Insecta; Orthoptera; Gryllidae
Source: the annotation of a GenBank genome assembly
AUGAAAAUACACAGUUCGUUCUGCGCCGGGGCCGGGCGGGGGCUCGGGUGUCUAUACAUAGCGCCAUUGCUUUGGAAAGCGCGCCGCCGCGCCGGGGGAGCGCGGGCGGACGCUCGGUCGAACGGGCGCGCGCGGCGCGAAGCGAUAAUCGACCUGGGCGAGCCGUGGUGGGAAAACGCAGAACGGCCAGACCACACGUCGCCUCGUCAAUCGCUGCUGGCGGGGGCUCAGCAGGCGCAACACGAGAGAAACAAGGGACGCGCGAUAAUCGAAGCGGCGCCCGACGCUGCAACAAGUUGUUGGGCAGCGGAGGGGCGUAACGUCGAUCGUACAGGGGCGCGUUUUUGCUGUGCCAGAGCCCGGAACGGCAAUUCGGGGAAAGCGGCCGCUGGCUGGGUCACCAACGCUCUCCCUACCCGCUCCGCUACCCCCUCCCUGCCCCGGCCGCCCCGAAAGAGUGGAGAAGACGCCCCACCGAUUUCAAUAGACCUUGAAAGUGACACCGGCCCUCACGCCGGAUUCGAACCAGCGACUUCUUUCUGCCGCCGCUGCCGCAUUAAUUGCUGGCAGAGACGCCGGGCAAUGAGGCGCGUCGGGGCCGUCAUCGGGUCGAACGCGGGGCACGCCCUUCACAUUGCACUCGGCCACUGCGCACGGCACGCACGAGACACACUGUACUAG